AAUCAAACGGAAGCUCACUUUCUGUUACAUUUAUCCACCUUCAAAUGAAGUGGACACCAAUGGUGUGGAAAGAGAAGAUAUCAAAUGUUUAUGAAACCUCUGCCUAUUUGCUUUCUCUGGUAUGACUGCAAAACCUACACUAACACCACAUCAGACAAGUAAACGGAAUAAAUUCUACUCACAGAUCAGCGACUACUAAGGCCAGUGAUCUCAUGGACAGCAGCCCCCUAAGGAACAUUGGAAGAGGCAAACAUGGCAAAAUCAAGAAACCACGUGGGGGACUUCUUGGAGGAGUUCAGAGAGCAGAUCAUUGCGCAGGUGAGAUUAUCUGGGCCCAUAGUAGACGCUGUGAUCUCACAACAUCUUAUCCCAGAAGAGCUGGCACACAGCGUCCGUGCAGCCCAGACCACACAAGACCAGAUGAGGGCUCUGUUUGAAGCCGUAGAGAGAGAGACACCACAAACCAAACUUGCAUUCCAUCUGAUAUUGAGACGGAAAGAGCCUGAACUCAUGGACAAGCUAGAGCAGAGACAACGAAACAGUAAGAUGACACAGACAGGAUUGGAUCAAAGGUAUGGAGAUACCACAACAUUAGAGGAUAAGACCACACCAAAACUUGGCAUACAGACAAAAAAGGAAUCUCUUAAGAGACGAAGACAAGAAACAAUGCAAGCAAUUGAGGAGAUUGAAAAACUUUGGGAGGGGUCAAGAAGGGAGAGAAAUGAAACUAACUACAUGAAAGCAAAGAUUAAGCAACAACAAGAGGAAAUAGAAAGGCUAAUGGCUGAGAAACAAGAGCAAAACACAAAGAUGGAGCUGAUGAGGAUGGAGAUCCAGAAUGUGAAUGAAAAACUGAAACAGAACAUGGAGGAAAUAAAUAUAGAGAAAGACGGAAUACGACAAAUGUGGGCUGAUGUCCAAACAGAGAAAGACAUUCUGGAGAGAAGAUACAAUGAGACCAUUAACGAGAGACAGAGUUUGGAAUUGAUCAAGUAUGAGACAUUGAGAGCAAAAGAGGAGAUGGAGCACUGCAAGGAAACAACCAAACAAGAGCAGGAGAAAAUGGAACAGAUUAAGGCUGACAUUCAGGGACAGAUAGAGGACAUGGAAAUAAGAAUUGCAGAAACCAAUCAAGUAAAAGAAAAAAUGGAAGCGAUGAAGGCCGAUGUACACAGGGAGCAAGGUCAGCUGGAGACAAAAAGAGAUGACAUUAAAAGACAAAAAGAACAGUUUGAGCAGAUUAAAUGUGAGAUAAACAAAGUAAAAGAAGAGAUGGAUCGAAGGUGGUAUGAAACGGAGAAAGAAGAGCUUGAGCAGAGAGUUAGGAUCCAGCAAGAGAAAGAGGAACUUGCCAACGUAAAAGCUGAGCUGCAGAGAGCAAAAGAGGAGGUUGAUCAAAACAGGGAGAAGACGAAGCAAGAGAAGGACCUGGUCAACAAAAUGAAAGCAGAAAUUCUUCUAGAAAAGGAUUCACUUGAGAAGGACAAACAAGAAACAUUACGAAAACAAAAGGAGUUGGAGCAGAUCAAGUAUGCGAUUCAAAUGGACAAAGAGGAGAUUGAGCAAAACAGAGAGGAAGCAAAGCGAGAGAAUGAUAAGAUGGAACAGAGGGAAGCUGAACUGCAGAGACAAGUGGAAAAGAUUGAGAGAAACAUUGAGGAGACAAAGCAAGAAAAUUACAGAAUGGAAAACGUAAAAGCAGAGAUACAGAGAACGAAAGAAGCCCUGGAGAAACAAAAAGAUGACACCAGGCGAGUGAAGGAGGAAAUGGAGAAAAGAAGGUAUGAGACUGUCAAGGAGGAGCUGGAGCAGAGAGCUGAAAUACAGAGACAGAGAGAAGAAGUGGAAAUGCUCAAGUCUGAAAUGCAGAAAGCCAAGGACGUUGAAAAAACAAGAGGAAACCGAGAGAGAGAGGAAGCCAAAAAGUGGAGUGAAGAAGUAAAACGACAGAGAGAUGGGAUCAAACAAUUGAGAGCUGAAGUUCAGAAGGAAAAAGACAACGUGGAGAGGAAAAAGCAAGAGACAAUGAGAGAGAGACAAGAAUUGGAGAGGAUUCAUUUUGAAACGCUGAGAAUGAAAGAGGAGAAUGAGCAAAGCAGGGAGAUCACAAGAAGAGAAAAGGAGCAAAUGGAGCAGAUGAAAGUUAAUAUACAGAGACAGAUAGAAGAUAUAGAAGAAAAAGUUACAGAGACAAAACAAGCAAAAGACAAAAUGGAAGAAAUGAAAGCAGAGAUACAGAGACAACGUGAAGAUUUGGAGAGUAGAAGGGAAAAGACAGAGAAAGAGAGAGCGCAUUAUGAAGAGGUUAAGUGUGAGAUAAUUCAAUUGAAAGAGGAAAUGGAAAGGAAAUGGUGUGAAACAGAGAAAGACGAGGUGGAACAGAGAGCAAGAGCGCAGCAAGAGACGGAAACACUUGAAAGGUUGAAGGAGGAAAAACAGAAAGUGCGAGAGGAAAUAGAAAGAAACAAGGUGGAAACGCAACGAGAAAGAGAGAACCUAGAAAAAAUGAAAGCCCGUGUGAAAGACGAGAAGAACAUUGCAGAGAAAAUAUCAGAAGAGGCCAAGAUAAAGAAUGAGGACUUAACGGAAAUGGAGCGUAACCUUCAGGAAGAAAGGGAAGAGAUCGAGAGGAGCAAGCAAGUCACAAAGCAAGAGAAGGAAGAGAUCGUAGAGAUGAAGGCUGAACUCCAAAGACAAAUGACAGAAAUAGAGAACCGUGUGAAGGAGACAAACAGAGCAAAAUAUGAGGUGGAUCAGGCAAAGCUGGUCGUACAAAAAGUGGAGUCCCAGCUGAAAAAGCAAAGAGACGAGGCUGGAAGAACAAAAGAGGAAAUUGAGAAACAGAGAUAUGAAGCAGUGAAAGAAGAGCUUGAGCAACGAGCUGAAAUCCAACGAGAAAGAGAAAUGUUGGAGAAAGUAAGAGACGAGAUACGGAGAGCCGAAGAAGACUCCGAAAAAACACAGCUUCAGAGCGAAAAAGGGGACUUACAAAAGAAGAUGGAUGAAAUACAGCAAGAGAGGGAGAUGCUUGAGCAAAUUAAAACAGAGGUUUUGUCAGAAAGGGCCAUGUUGAAAAGACAAAUCCAUGAAACCGCAAGAGAAAGAGAGGACUUGGAAUUGCUUCGGUGUGAGACCCUGGAGAAAAAGCUGGAGCUUGAGAAAAAGAAGGAUGAAGCUGUCAAGGAAGAGCUUGAACUGAGAGCUGAAAUGCAGAGAGAUAGAGAGGAGAUAGAGAGAACCAAGAAGAAAAUAGAGAGGGAGUUAAAACAAGGCAGGGAUGCCACAAGUCUAGAGAGAGGCGAAGUGGAACUGAUGAAGGUUGAAGUACAGAACCAGCAUGAGGAAAUGACUAGAUCCAUUGAGAGGACAAGGCAAGCCAGAGACGUGAUGGAACAGAUGAAGGAUGAAAUUCAGAGAGAAAAACAACUUUUGGAGAGAAUAAGGGAAGAAACAAUAAGAGAGAAAGAACCCUAUGAAACGGUCAAGGAUGAGCUAAACAGAGUAAAAGAAGAGAUGGAAAAACUCUGGGACGAGGUACAGAGGGACGACCAGGAAGAGAGAGCCAAACUGCAUCAAGAAAAUGUGGAGCUGAAUAAGAGAAUGGAGGAAAUUAAGACAGAGAUUAGCCAGAUAGAAACAAUUAAAUUUGACCUAGAGAGACAGAGAGAUGAGAUUGAAGCAAGGAUGGAGAAGACAAAGAGAGAGAUGGACAAGCUGGAACAAACAAAGGCUGAAAUACAAAGACAGAAAGAGGACAUUGAAAACAAGAUGACAGAAACAAAGAGUGAGAAAGAGGAGAUGGAAAAGAUCAAAUCUGAGAUACAGAAGCAGAAAGAGGACAUUGAAAACAAAAUGCAACAAGCAGAGACAGAAAUGGAUGAGCUGAAAAGUGUGAGGGAAGAUAUUCAGAGGCAGAGACAAGAGGUUGAGAACAUGAUGCAGAAGGCCAAGAGAGAGAUUGGAGAGAUGGAACUAGUGAAGACUGAGAUGCAAAGGAAGAAAAAGGACCUUGAACAGAUGAUGAGAAAGACUAAGAGAAAAAAGGAAGAAAUGGAAAAGAUGAAGGAUGAAAUAGAGAGAGCGGAAGAAGAGAUGGAACAAAGAAGGGAAGAGACCAAAAGGGAGAGAGAUGCAAUUGAACAGGCGAAGGCUGAAAUAGAAAGAGCAAAAGAGGAACUGGAGAUUCGUCUGGAAGAGGGCUUUAGAGAUAUUGAUGAGAAGGAACAGAUGAACGCUGAGAUACAGAGAUUAAUCCAAGAGGUAGAGCGAACCAGAGAAAUGGUACGACAAACAAAAGUGGCAAUGGAAAACAGGAUGGAAGAAAGCAAUAUGGAGAUGUGUGACAAAGACAGAGUGAAUGCUGUAAUCCAGAGGUUGAUUCUAGAGGUGGAACAAACCAGAGAGGUGUUAAGAAGGGUGAAAGAAGAAAUGGAACUGAGCAAGGGGGAGUUAAAAGGGGAAAAGGACAAAAUCAGACUGAUGAAGACGGAGACACAAAAAAGAAAAAAAGAGCUGGAGCAAAGGAUGGAGAAGAUCAUGCGAGAGAGGGAUGAGUUAGAACUGGUGAAGUCAAAGAUACAGAGACAACGGGAAGAGCUGAAACAGAAGAUGGAAGAUGGAAAGACUGAGAGUGAAAAGAUGGAACAGAUGAAAGAUGAAAUUGAGAAACAGAGAUGUGAACAACGAGCUGAAAUCCAAAGAGAAAGAGAAAUGUUGGAGAAAGUAAGAGACGAGAUACGGAGAGCCGAAGACGAUUCCGAAGAAAUACAGUUUCAGAGCGAAAAAGGGGACUUACAAAAGAAGAUGGAUGAAACAAAGCAAGAGAGGGAGAUGCUUGAGCAAAUUAAAACAGAGGUUUUGUCAGAAAGGGCCAUGUUGAAAAGACAAAUCCAUGAAACCACAAGAGAAAGAGAGGACUUGGAAUUGCUUCGGUGUGAAACCCUGAAGAAAAAGCUGGAGCUUGAGAAAAAGCAGGAGGAAGCUGUCAAGGAAGAGCUUGAACUGAGAGCUGAAAUACAGAGAGAUAGAGAAGAGAUAGAGAGAACCAAGAAGAAAAUAGAGAGGGAGUUAAAACAAGGCAGGGAUGCCACAAGUCUAGAGAGAGGCGAAGUGGAACGGAUGAAGGUUGAAGUACAGAACCAGCAUGAGGAAAUGACUAGAUCCAUUGAGAGGACAAGGCAAGCCAGAGACGUGAUGGAACAGAUGAAGGAUGAAAUUCAGAGAGAAAAACAACUUUUGGAGAGAAUAAGGGAAGAAACAAUAAGAGAGAAAGAACCCUAUGAAACGGUCAAGGAUGAGCUAAGCAGAGUAAAAGAAGAGAUGGAAAAACUCUGGGACGAGGUACAGAGGGACGAGCAGGAAGAGAGAGCCAAACUGCAUCGAGAUAAUGUGGAGCUGAAUAAGAGAAUGGAGGAAAUUAAGACAGAGAUUAACCAGAUAGAAACAAUUAAAUUUGACCUAGAGAGACAGAGAGAUGAGAUUGAAGCAAGGAUGGAGAAGACAAUGAGAGAGAUGGACAAGCUGGAACAAACAAAGGCUGAAAUACAAAGACAGAAAGAGGACAUUGAAAACAAGAUGACAGAAACAAAGAGUGAGAAAGAGGAGAUGGAAAGGAUCAAAUCUGAGAUACAGAAGCAGAAAGAGGAAAUUGAAAACAAAAUGCAACAAGCAGAGACAGAAAUGGAUGAGCUGAAAAGUGUGAGGGAAGAUAUUCAGAGGCAGAGACAAGAGGUCGAGAACAUGAUGCAGAAGACCAAGAGAGAGAUUGGAGAGAUGGAACUAGUGAAGACUGAGAUGCAAAGGAAGAAAAAGGACCUUGAACAGAUGAUGAGAAAGACUAAGAGAAAAAGGGAAGAAAUGGAAAAGAUGAAGGAUGAAAUAGAGAGAGCGGAAGAAGAGAUGGAACAAAGAAGGGAAGAGACCAAAAGGGAGAGAGAUGCAAUUGAACAGGCGAAGGCUGAAAUAGAAAGAGCAAAAGAGGAACUGGAGAUUCGUCUGGAAGAGGGCUUUAGAGAUAUUGAUGAGAAGGAACAGAUGAACGCUGAGAUACAGAGAUUAAUCCAAGAGGUAGAGCGAACCAGAGAAAUGGUACGACAAACAAAAGUGGCAAUGGAAAACAGGAUGGAAGAAAGCAAUAUGGAGAUGGGUGACAAAGACAGAGUGAAUGCUGUAAUCCAGAGGUUGAUUCUAGAGGUGGAACAAACCAGAGAGGUGUUAAGAAGGGUGAAAGAAGAAAUGGAACUGAGCAAGGGGGAGUUAAAAGGGGAAAAGGACAAAAUCAGACUGAUGAAGACGGAGACACAAAAAAGAAAAAAAGAGCUGGAGCAAAGGAUGGAGAAGAUCAUGCGAGAGAGGGAUGAGUUAGAACUGGUGAAGUCAAAGAUACAGAGACAACGGGAAGAGCUGAAACAGAAGAUGGAAGAUGGAAAGACUGAGAGUGAAAAGAUGGAACAGAUGAAAGAUGAAAUACAGAGAGCGGUUGCAGAGAUAGACCUGGCAAGGGAGGAGAUACAAAGGGAAAAAAGGAAGAUUAAAGAGGACAAUGCAAGGGAAGAGAAGGAUAUGAUGGAGUCUAUGAAAGCUGAGCUUGACAGACAGAAAGAGGGAAAAAACAGAAGGAAAAAAGAAAUGCCAAUGAUGAAGACCACGGUCCAGAGGCCACAGGAUGAAACAGAGAAAGCCUACCUUGGAGAUACAACAACUGAGAUACCAUUUGAGUCACAAGAGCUAAGAACCGCCAUUGAAAAAGAAAGAAGAGACUUGGAACGCAGAGAGAAAAUGAUUAUGAGAGAGAAGUAUGACCUGGAAAAGUCAAAAGCCGAGUUUGAGAAGGAAAAGGCGGGGAUGGAGAACAUGAUCACAAAACAACGAGAGGAGAGCAGACAAAUGAUUGAGGACAUAGAAAAGAAAAAAGAAAAUCUCGAGCAAAUGGAUGCAGAGAUGCAAAGGAAAAGACAGGUCAUCGUAAGGGAAAUGCAAUAUAAAACACAAAAGAUGCAGGAUUUAAAAAAAGCAAAAGAUAAAUUUAAACAAACGCAAGUUAAAUUUAGCAAAGAGAAAAUUGAAAUGGGAAACAUCAAAAAGGCUACCUUGGCGGAAAGAAAUAAACUAGCAGUAGAGCAAGCUUACAUAGAGAAACGUAAGGAGGAGAUGGAAGCCAUCCUGGAAACGACAAAGAAGGAGAAUGAAGAUCUGCUGAACUUAAAAGCUCAAAUAGAGGGAUGGAAAGAAGACAAAGACGAACGGGGUGAACGCCUGAACAGGGAGAGAAAGGAACUUGAAUAUCUGAAAAGUAAGAUUCAAAAAGAAAAAGAGGAUACGAUAAGAAACAGGAACAUUUCGGAAAAAGAGAAAAAGGACUUGGAGCUGAUGAGAUCUGAAAUGCAGAAAGAAAAGGGGAAGAUGGAACAAGAGAAGCUUAAGGUACAAGUUGAGAGACAAAAGCUUGAACAAAUGAAACUGGAGUUACAGAGAAAGUCCAACGACCUAGAUAUGAUCAUAGAAGACACAAAGAGGGAGAAAGUCAGUGCAUCACAAAUUCCUGUCCAAAUACAACAACAAAAGAACCAAAUUGAUUGUUUUGUGGAAGAGACAAAGAGGAGUAAAAUCGAAGAAGAAUUGAUGAGCGCUGAAAUAAAAAGACAGAAAGAGGAGAUAGACAGCAAACAAGACAUUCUAUCAAAUGAGAGAGAAGAUCUGAAUAAACUCAGAACAGAGGUAAACAAUCAGAGAGAAGAGAUUGAAAAUAUCACGCAAGAGCAAAUUAAAGAAACAUUUCUAAUUAAUCAGACAAAGACAGAGAUGGAAAAAGAGAGAUGUGAGAUGGACAGAAUAAAGAAAAUGAUAGAGCAGAAUAUGGAUGAGCUAGAGCAGAGAAAGUGUGAGAUGAGAAAAGUAGAAAACAUAAUUAUCGAACUGAGAAAAGAAGAAGAGAGUAUAACGAAUGAGAUGAACAGGAUGAGAAAGAACACAGAGCAGAAAAGUUUUGAAAUGCAGAGACGGUCUGAAGACAUGAAUCAGCUAAUGGAUGAGACAAGACGGGAGAGGGGGAAGGUUGAAGAACUGGCUAUCCAAACUCAAAAACAAAGAGAAGAAAUGGUGGGUUUUAUGGAAAAGAACAAACAAAAGCAGAACGAACUGGAACUCAUGACUGACAAGAUUGAAAGAGAGAAACAAGACAUCGAAGACAGUCGGGAUGUGCUAACAAAGGAGAGAGAGGAGCUGGAACAAAUGAGGAGUGAGAUACAGCAACAGAGAGAGGAGACAGAAUCUCACAUGGAAGACCAAAGGAAAGAGAAAGAACAUUUGGAACAAAUGACGACGGACAUGAAAAAACAGUUGCUAGAGGUGGACAAUGACAAGGAAAUGAUACAAAGCUCAAUGGGUGAACUGAGAGUGAAAGAGGCAGAAAUGGUGAGAGAAAAAGACAACAUGGAUAACAAGAUGGCUAGGCUCAAAGAGGAAGAGGAUAGAAUGCGGGAAGAAAUAGGAAGGAAGAUGGACAUCUUAAAGCAGGAAAGUUGUGAAAUCAAAAGACUUAGAGAUGAAAUUGACAGUGAAAAGGACCAGCUGAAUGCAAAAUUGCUUGAGUUGGAAAAAAUGCAUGAAGAACUAGAUAGAGAGAAGAAGGAAGUGAAAGACAGGAAGGAUGAAACACUGAAAGAGAAAGAUCAGUUGGAAGAGAGGCGAGGUAAGAUAAGUAAGGAGAAAGAGGAAUUGGAUAUCAGUCUUGAUCUGAUGAAAAGACAAAGGGAAGACUUGAUGAGCUUGAAGGCUGAAGCAGAAGUACAGACCGAGCCUAUGGAAACAGACUGGAAGGAAAAGCUCACGAGGGAAAGACAACAACUUGAAGAUGUAAAGGAGGAGAUACAGAAGGAAAAAGAAGCCUUUGAGAGAAAGAAGGGAUUGACCGUGAAAGAAAGAGAUGAGUUUGAUCUGAUGAAGUCUGAAACCCAGGGACAAUUGGAGGAAAUAGAACAAAACAAACAAGACAUUCGUGUGGAGAAGGAAAAGCUGGAUCAGAUCAAAGCUGAGUUAGAAAGACGGUCUGAAGACAUCAAUCAGCUCAUGGAUGAGACAAGACGGGAGAGGGGGAAGGUUGACGAACUGGCUGUCCAAACCCAAAAACAAAGAGAAGAAAUGGUGGGUUUUAUGGAAAAGAACAAACAAAAGCAGAACGAACUGGAACUCAUGACUGACAAGAUUGAAAGAGAGAAACAAGACAUCGAAGACAGUCGGGAUGUGCUAACAAAGGAGAGAGUGGAGCUGGAACAAAUGAGGAGUGAGAUACAGCAACAGAGAGAGGAGACAGAAUCUCACAUGGAAGACCAAAGGAAAGAGAAAGAACAUUUGGAACAAAUGACGACGGACAUGAAAAAACAGUUGCUAGAGGUGGACAAUGACAAGGAAAUGAUACAAAGCUCAAUGGGUGAACUGAGAGUGAAAGAGGCAGAAAUGGUGAGAGAAAAAGACAACAUGGAUAACAAGAUGGCUAGGCUCAAAGAGGAAGAGGAUAGAAUGCGGGAAGAAAUAGGAAGGAAGAUGGACAUCUUAAAGCAGGAAAGUUGUGAAAUCAAAAGACUUAGAGAUGAAAUUGACAGUGAAAAGGACCAGCUGAAUGCAAAAUUGCUUGAGUUGGAAAAAAUGCAUGAAGAACUAGAUAGAGAGAAGAAGGAAGUGAAAGACAAGAAGGAUGAAACACUGAAAGAGAAAGAUCAGUUGGAAGAGAGGCGAGGGAAGAUAAGUAAGGAGAAAGAGGAAUUGGAUAUCAGUCUUGAACUGAUGAAAAGACAAAGGGAAGACUUGAUGAGCUUGAAGGCUGAAGCAGAAGUACAGACCGAGCCUAUGGAAACAGACUGGAAGGAAAAGCUCACGAGGGAAAGACAACAACUUGAAGAUGUAAAGGAGGAGAUACAGAAGGAAAAAGAAGCCUUUGAGAGAAAGAAGGGAUUGGCCAUGAAAGAAAGAGAUGAGUUUGAUCUGAUGAAGUCUGAAACCCAGGGACAAUUGGAGGAAAUAGAACAAAACAAACAAGACAUUCGUGUGGAGAAGGAAAAGCUGGAUCAGAUCAAAGCUGAGUUAGAAAGACGGUCUGAAGACAUCAAUCAGCUCAUGGUUGAGACAAGACGGGAGAGGGGGAAGGUUGAAGAACUGGCUAUCCAAACUAAAAAACAAAGAGAAGAAAUGGUGGGUUUUAUGGAAAAGAACAAACAAAAGCAAAACGAACUGGAACUCAUGACUGACAAGAUUGAAAGAGAGAAACAAGACAUCGAAGACAGUCGAGAUGUGCUAACAAAGGAGAGAGAGGAGCUGGAACAAAUGAGGAGUGAGAUACAGCAACAGAGAGAGGAGACAGAAUCUCACAUGGAAGACCAAAGGAAAGAGAAAGAACAUUUGGAACAAAUGACGACGGACAUGAAAAAACAGUUGCUAGAGGUGGACAAUGACAAGGAAAUGAUACAAAGCUCAAUGGGUGAACUGAGAGUGAAAGAGGCAGAAAUGGUGAGAGAAAAAGACAACAUGGAUAACAAGAUGGCUAGGCUCAAAGAGGAAGAGGAUAGAAUGCGGGAAGAAAUAGGAAGGAAGAUGGACAUCUUAAAGCAGGAAAGUUGUGAAAUCAAAAGACUUAGAGAUGAAAUUGACAGUGAAAAGGACCAGCUGAAUGCAAAAUUGCUUGAGUUGGAAAAAAUGCAUGAAGAACUAGAUAGAGAGAAGAAGGAAGUGAAAGACAGGAAGGAUGAAACACUGAAAGAGAAAGAUCAGUUGGAAGAGAGGCGAGGUAAGAUAAGUAAGGAGAAAGAGGAAUUGGAUAUCAGUCUUGAACUGAUGAAAAGACAAAGGGAAGACUUGAUGAGCUUGAAGGCUGAAGCAGAAGUACAGACCGAGCCUAUGGAAACAGACUGGAAGGAAAAGCUCACGAGGGAAAGACAACAACUUGAAGAUGUAAAGGAGGAGAUAGAGAAGGAAAAAGAAGCCAUUGAGAGAAAGAAGGGAUUGACCAUGAAAGAAAGAGAUGAGUUUGAUCUGAAGAAGUCUGAAACACAGGGACAAUUGGAGGAAAUAGAACAAAACAAACAAGACAUUCGUGUGGAGAAGGAAAAGCUGGAUCAGAUCAAAGCUGAGUUAGAAAGACGGUCUGAAGACAUCAAUCAGCUCAUGGAUGAGACAAGACGGGAGAGGGAGAAGGUUGAAGAACUGGCUAUCCAAACUCAAAAACAAAGAGAAGAAAUGGUGGGUUUUAUGGAAAAGAACAAACAAAAGCAGAACGAACUGGAACUCAUGACUGACAAGAUUGAAAGAGAGAAACGAGACAUCGAAGACAGUCGGGAUGUGCUAACAAAGGAGAGAGAUGAGCUGGAACAAAUGAGGAGUGAGAUACAGCAACAGAGAGAGGAGACAGAAUCUCACAUGGAAGACCAAAGGAAAGAGAAAGAACAUUUGGAACAAAUGACGACGGACAUGAAAAAACAGUUGCUAGAGGUGGACAAUGACAAGGAAAUGAUACAAAGCUCAAUGGGUGAACUGAGAGUGAAAGAGGCAGAAAUGGUGAGAGAAAAAGACAACAUGGAUAACAAGAUGGCUAGGCUCAAAGAGGAAGAGGAUAGAAUGCGGGAAGAAAUAGGAAGGAAGAUGGACAUCUUAAAGCAGGAAAGUUGUGAAAUCAAAAGACUUAGAGAUGAAAUUGACAGUGAAAAGGACCAGCUGAAUGCAAAAUUGCUUGAGUUGGAAAAAAUGCAUGAAGAACUAGAUAGAGAGAAGAAGGAAGUGAAAGACAGGAAGGAUGAAACACUGAAAGAGAAAGAUCAGUUGGAAGAGAGGCGAGGUAAGAUAAGUAAGGAGAAAGAGGAAUUGGAUAUCAGUCUUGAACUGAUGAAAAGACAAAGGGAAGACUUGAUGAGCUUGAAGGCUGAAGCAGAAGUACAGACCGAGCCUAUGGAAACAGACUGGAAGGAAAAGCUCACGAGGGAAAGACAACAACUUGAAGAUGUAAAGGAGGAGAUACAGAAGGAAAAAGAAGCCCUUGAGAGAAAGAAGGGAUUGACCAUGAAAGAAAGAGAUGAGUUUGAUCUGAUGAAGUCUGAAACCCAGGGACAAUUGGAGGAAAUAGAACAAAACAAACAAGACAUUCGUGUGGAGAAGGAAAAGCUGGAUCAGAUCAAAGCUGAGUUAGAAAGACGGUCUGAAGACAUCAAUCAGCUCAUGGAUGAGACAAGACGGGAGAGGGGGAAGGUUGAAGAACUGGCUAUCCAAACUCAAAAACAAAGAGAAGAAAUGGUGGGUUUUAUGGAAAAGAACAAACAAAAGCAGAACGAACUGGAACUCAUGACUGACAAGAUUGAAAGAGAGAAACAAGACAUCGAAGACAGUCGGGAUGUGCUAACAAAGGAGAGAGAGGAGCUGGAACAAAUGAGGAGUGAUAUACAGCAACAGAGAGAGGAGACAGAAUCUCACAUGGAAGACCAAAGGAAAGAGAAAGAACAUUUGGAACAAAUGACGACGGACAUGAAAAAACAGUUGCUAGAGGUGGACAAUGACAAGGAAAUUAUACAAAGCUCAAUGGGUGAACUGAGAGUGAAAGAGGCAGAAAUGGUGAGAGAAAAAGACAACAUGGAUAACAAGAUGGCUAGGCUCAAAGAGGAAGAGGAUAGAAUGCGGGAAGAAAUAGGAAGGAAGAUGGACAUCUUAAAGCAGGAAAGUUGUGAAAUCAAAAGACUUAGAGAUGAAAUUGACAGUGAAAAGGACCAGCUGAAUGCAAAAUUGCUUGAGUUGGAAAAAAUGCAUGAAGAACUAGAUAGAGAGAAGAAGGAAGUGAAAGACAGGAAGGAUGAAACACUGAAAGAGAAAGAUCAGUUGGAAGAGAGGCGAGGUAAGAUAAGUAAGGAGAAAGAGGAAUUGGAUAUCAGUCUUGAACUGAUGAAAAGACAAAGGGAAGACUUGAUGAGCUUGAAGGCUGAAGCAGAAGUACAGACCGAGCCUAUGGAAACAGACUGGAAGGAAAAGCUCACGAUGGAAAGACAACAACUUGAAGAUGUAAAGGAGGAGAUACAGAAGGAAAAAGAAGCCUUUGAGAGAAAGAAGGGAUUGACCAUGAAAGAAAGAGAUGAGUUUGAUCUGAUGAAGUCUGAAACCCAGGGACAAUUGGAGGAAAUAGAACAAAACAAACAAGACAUUCGUGUGGAGAAGGAAAAGGUGGAUCAGAUCAAAGCUGAGUUAGAAAGACGGUCUGAAGACAUCAAUCAGCUCAUGGAUGAGACAAGACAGGAGAGGGGGAAGGUUGAAGAACUGGCUAUCCAAACUCAAAAACAAAGAGAAGAAAUGGUGGGUUUUAUGGAAAAGAACAAACAAAAGCAGAACGAACUGGAACUCAUGACUGACAAGAUUGAAAGAGAGAAACAAGACAUCGAAGACAGUCGGGAUGUGCUAACAAAGGAGAGAGAGGAGCUGGAACAAAUGAGGAGUGAGAUACAGCAACAGAGAGAGGAGACAGAAUCUCACAUGGAAGACCAAAGGAAAGAGAAAGAACAUUUGGAACAAAUGACGACGGACAUGAAAAAACAGUUGCUAGAGGUGGACAAUGACAAGGAAAUGAUACAAAGCUCAAUGGGUGAACUGAGAGUGAAAGAGGCAGAAAUGGUGAGAGAAAAAGACAACAUGGAUAACAAGAUGGCUAGGCUCAAAGAGGAAGAGGAUAGAAUGCGGGAAGAAAUAGGAAGGAAGAUGGACAUCUUAAAGCAGGAAAGUUGUGAAAUCAAAAGACUUAGAGAUGAAAUUGACAGUGAAAAGGACCAGCUGUAUGCAAAAUUGCUUGAGUUGGAAAAAAUGCAUGAAGAACUAGAUAGAGAGAAGAAGGAAGUGAAAGACAGGAAGGAUGAAACACUGAAAGAGAAAGAUCAGUUGGAAGAGAGGCGAGGUAAGAUAAGUAAGGAGAAAGAGGAAUUGGAUAUCAGUCUUGAACUGAUGAAAAGACAAAGGGAAGACUUGAUGAGCUUGAAGGAUGAAGCAGAAGUACAGACCGAGCCUAUGGAAACAGACUGGAAGGAAAAGCUCACGAGGGAAAGACAACAACUUGAAGAUGUAAAGGAGGAGAUACAGAAGGAAAAAGAAGCCUUUGAGAGAAAGAAGGGAUUGACCAUGAAAGAAAGAGAUGAGUUUGAUCUGAUGAAGUCUGAAACCCAGGGACAAUUGGAGGAAAUAGAACAAAACAAACAAGACAUUCGUGUGGAGAAGGAAAAGCUGGAUCAGAUCAAAGCUGAGUUAGAAAGACGGUCUGAAGACAUCAAUCAGCUCAUGGAUGAGACAAGACAGGAGAGGGGGAAGGUUGAAGAACUGGCUAUCCAAACUCAAAAACAAAGAGAAGAAAUGGUGGGUUUUAUGGAAAAGAACAAACAAAAGCAGAACGAACUGGAACUCAUGACUGACAAGAUUGAAAGAGAGAAACAAGACAUCGAAGACAGUCGGGAUGUGCUAACAAAGGAGAGAGAGGAGCUGGAACAAAUGAGGAGUGAGAUACAGCAACAGAGAGAGGAGACAGAAUCUCACAUGGAAGACCAAAGGAAAGAGAAAGAACAUUUGGAACAAAUGACGACGGACAUGAAAAAACAGUUGCUAGAGGUGGACAAUGACAAGGAAAUGAUACAAAGCUCAAUGGGUGAACUGAGAGUGAAAGAGGCAGAAAUGGUGAGAGAAAAAGACAACAUGGAUAACAAGAUGGCUAGGCUCAAAGAGGAAGAGGAUAGAAUGCGGGAAGAAAUAGGAAGGAAGAUGGACAUCUUAAAGCAGGAAAGUUGUGAAAUCAAAAGACUUAGAGAUGAAAUUGACAGUGAAAAGGACCAGCUGUAUGCAAAAUUGCUUGAGUUGGAAAAAAUGCAUGAAGAACUAGAUAGAGAGAAGAAGGAAGUGAAAGACAGGAAGGAUGAAACACUGAAAGAGAAAGAUCAGUUGGAAGAGAGGCGAGGUAAGAUAAGUAAGGAGAAAGAGGAAUUGGAUAUCAGUCUUGAACUGAUGAAAAGACAAAGGGAAGACUUGAUGAGCUUGAAGGAUGAAGCAGAAGUACAGACCGAGCCUAUGGAAACAGACUGGAAGGAAAAGCUCACGAGGGAAAGACAACAACUUGAAGAUGUAAAGGAGGAGAUACAGAAGGAAAAAGAAGCCUUUGAGAGAAAGAAGGGAUUGACCAUGAAAGAAAGAGAUGAGUUUGAUCUGAUGAAGUCUGAAACCCAGGGACAAUUGGAGGAAAUAGAACAAAACAAACAAGACAUUCGUGUGGAGAAGGAAAAGCUGGAUCAGAUCAAAGCUGAGUUAGAAAGACGGUCUGAAGACAUCAAUCAGCUCAUGGAUGAGACAAGACAGGAGAGGGGGAAGGUUGAAGAACUGGCUAUCCAAACUCAAAAACAAAGAGAAGAAAUGGUGGGUUUUAUGGAAAAGAACAAACAAAAGCAGAACGAACUGGAACUCAUGACUGACAAGAUUGAAAGAGAGAAACGAGACAUCGAAGACAGUCGGGAUGUGCUAACAAAGGAGAGAGAGGAGCUGGAACAAAUGAGGAGUGAGAUACAGCAACAGAGAGAGGAGACAGAAUCUCACAUGGAAGACCAAAGGAAAGAGAAAGAACAUUUGGAACAAAUGACGACGGACAUGAAAAAACAGUUGCUAGAGGUGGACAAUGACAAGGAAAUGAUACAAAGCUCAAUGGGUGAACUGAGAGUGAAAGAGGCAGAAAUGGUGAGAGAAAAAGACAACAUGGAUAACAAGAUGGCUAGGCUCAAAGAGGAAGAGGAUAGAAUGCGGGAAGAAAUAGGAAGGAAGAUGGACAUCUUAAAGCAGGAAAGUUGUGAAAUCAAAAGACUUAGAGAUGAAAUUGACAGUGAAAAGGACCAGCUGUAUGCAAAAUUGCUUGAGUUGGAAAAAAUGCAUGAAGAACUAGAUAGAGAGAAGAAGGAAGUGAAAGACAGGAAGGAUGAAACACUGAAAGAGAAAGAUCAGUUGGAAGAGAGGCGAGGUAAGAUAAGUAAGGAGAAAGAGGAAUUGGAUAUCAGUCUUGAACUGAUGAAAAGACAAAGGGAAGACUUGAUGAGCUUGAAGGAUGAAGCAGAAGUACAGACCGAGCCUAUGGAAACAGACUGGAAGGAAAAGCUCACGAGGGAAAGACAACAACUUGAAGAUGUAAAGGAGGAGAUACAGAAGGAAAAAGAAGCCUUUGAGAGAAAGAAGGGAUUGACCAUGAAAGAAAGAGAUGAGUUUGAUCUGAUGAAGUCUGAAACCCAGGGACAAUUGGAGGAAAUAGAACAAAACAAACAAGACAUUCGUGUGGAGAAGGAAAAGCUGGAUCAGAUCAAAGCUGAGUUAGAAAGACGGUCUGAAGACAUCAAUCAGCUCAUGGAUGAGACAAGACGGGAGAGGGGGAAGGUUGAAGAACUGGCUAUCCAAACUCAAAAACAAAGAGAAGAAAUGGUGGGUUUUAUGGAAAAGAACAAACAAAAGCAGAACGAACUGGAUCUCAUGACUGACAAGAUUGAAAGAGAGAAACAAGACAUCGAAGACAGUCGGGAUGUGCUAACAAAGGAGAGAGAGGAGCUGGAACAAAUGAGGAGUGAGAUACAGCAACAGAGAGAGGAGACAGAAUCUCACAUGGAAGACCAAAGGAAAGAGAAAGAACAUUUGGAACAAAUGACGACGGACAUGAAAAAACAGUUGCUAGAGGUGGACAAUGACAAGGAAAUGAUACAAAGCUCAAUGGGUGAACUGAGAGUGAAAGAGGCAGAAAUGGUGAGAGAAAAAGACAACAUGGAUAACAAGAUGGCUAGGCUCAAAGAGGAAGAGGAUAGAAUGCGGGAAGAAAUAGGAAGGAAGAUGGACAUCUUAAAGCAGGAAAGUUGUGAAAUCAAAAGACUUAGAGAUGAAAUUGACAGUGAAAAGGACCAGCUGUAUGCAAAAUUGCUUGAGUUGGAAAAAAUGCAUGAAGAACUAGAUAGAGAGAAGAAGGAAGUGAAAGACAGGAAGGAUGAAACACUGAAAGAGAAAGAUCAGUUGGAAGAGAGGCGAGGUAAGAUAAGUAAGGAGAAAGAGGAAUUGGAUAUCAGUCUUGAACUGAUGAAAAGACAAAGGGAAGACUUGAUGAGCUUGAAGGCUGAAGCAGAAGUACAGACCGAGCCUAUGGAAACAGACUGGAAGGAAAAGCUCACGAGGGAAAGACAACAACUUGAAGAUGUAAAGGAGGAGAUACAGAAGGAAAAAGAAGCCCUUGAGAGAAAGAAGGGAUUGACCAUGAAAGAAAGAGAUGAGUUUGAUCUGAUGAAGUCUGAAACCCAGGGACAAUUGGAGGAAAUAGAACAAAACAAACAAGACAUUCGUGUGGAGAAGGAAAAGCUGGAUCAGAUCAAAGCUGAGUUAGAAAGACGGUCUGAAGACAUCAAUCAGCUCAUGGAUGAGACAAGACGGGAGAGGGGGAAGGUUGAAGAACUGGCUAUCCAAACUCAAAAACAAAGAGAAGAAAUGGUGGGUUUUAUGGAAAAGAACAAACAAAAGCAGAACGAACUGGAUCUCAUGACUGACAAGAUUGAAAGAGAGAAACAAGACAUCGAAGACAGUCGGGAUGUGCUAACAAAGGAGAGAGAGGAGCUGGAACAAAUGAGGAGUGAGAUACAGCAACAGAGAGAGGAGACAGAAUCUCACAUGGAAGACCAAAGGAAAGAGAAAGAACAUUUGGAACAAAUGACGACGGACAUGAAAAAACAGUUGCUAGAGGUGGACAAUGACAAGGAAAUGAUACAAAGCUCAAUGGGUGAACUGAGAGUGAAAGAGGCAGAAAUGGUGAGAGAAAAAGACAACAUGGAUAACAAGAUGGCUAGGCUCAAAGAGGAAGAGGAUAGAAUGCGGGAAGAAAUAGGAAGGAAGAUGGACAUCUUAAAGCAGGAAAGUUGUGAAAUCAAAAGACUUAGAGAUGAAAUUGACAGUGAAAAGGACCAGCUGUAUGCAAAAUUGCUUGAGUUGGAAAAAAUGCAUGAAGAACUAGAUAGAGAGAAGAAGGAAGUGAAAGACAGGAAGGAUGAAACACUGAAAGAGAAAGAUCAGUUGGAAGAGAGGCGAGGUAAGAUAAGUAAGGAGAAAGAGGAAUUGGAUAUCAGUCUUGAACUGAUGAAAAGACAAAGGGAAGACUUGAUGAGCUUGAAGGCUGAAGCAGAAGUACAGACCGAGCCUAUGGAAACAGACUGGAAGGAAAAGCUCACGAGGGAAAGACAACAACUUGAAGAUGUAAAGGAGGAGAUACAGAAGGAAAAAGAAACCUUUGAGAGAAAGAAGGGAUUGACCAUGAAAGAAAGAGAUGAGUUUGAUCUGAUGAAGUCUGAAACCCAGGGACAAUUGGAGGAAAUAGAACAAAACAAACAAGACAUUCGUGUGGAGAAGGAAAAGCUGGAUCAGAUCAAAGCUGAGUUAGAAAGACGGUCUGAAGACAUCAAUCAGCUCAUGGAUGAGACAAGACGGGAGAGGGGGAAGGUUGAAGAACUGGCUAUCCAAACUCAAAAACAAAGAGAAGAAAUGGUGGGUUUUAUGGAAAAGAACAAACAAAAGCAGAACGAACUGGAUCUCAUGACUGACAAGAUUGAAAGAGAGAAACAAGACAUCGAAGACAGUCGGGAUGUGCUAACAAAGGAGAGAGAGGAGCUGGAACAAAUGAGGAGUGAGAUACAGCAACAGAGAGAGGAGACAGAAUCUCACAUGGAAGACCAAAGGAAAGAGAAAGAACAUUUGGAACAAAUGACGACGGACAUGAAAAAACAGUUGCUAGAGGUGGACAAUGACAAGGAAAUGAUACAAAGCUCAAUGGGUGAACUGAGAGUGAAAGAGGCAGAAAUGGUGAGAGAAAAAGACAACAUGGAUAACAAGAUGGCUAGGCUCAAAGAGGAAGAGGAUAGAAUGCGGGAAGAAAUAGGAAGGCAGAUGGACAUCUUAAAGCAGGAAAGUUGUGAAAUCAAAAGACUUAGAGAUGAAAUUGACAGUGAAAAGGACCAGCUGUAUGCAAAAUUGCUUGAGUUGGAAAAAAUGCAUGAAGAACUAGAUAGAGAGAAGAAGGAAGUGAAAGACAGGAAGGAUGAAACACUGAAAGAGAAAGAUCAGUUGGAAGAGAGGCGAGGUAAGAUAAGUAAGGAGAAAGAGGAAUUGGAUAUCAGUCUUGAACUGAUGAAAAGACAAAGGGAAGACUUGAUGAGCUUGAAGGCUGAAGCAGAAGUACAGACCGAGCCUAUGGAAACAGACUGGAAGGAAAAGCUCACGAGGGAAAGACAACAACUUGAAGAUGUAAAGGAGGAGAUACAGAAGGAAAAAGAAGCCCUUGAGAGAAAGAAGGGAUUGACCAUGAAAGAAAGAGAUGAGUUUGAUCUGAUGAAGUCUGAAACCCAGGGACAAUUGGAGGAAAUAGAACAAAACAAACAAGACAUUCGUGUGGAGAAGGAAAAGCUGGAUCAGAUCAAAGCUGAGUUAGAAAGACGGUCUGAAGACAUCAAUCAGCUCAUGGAUGAGACAAGACGGGAGAGGGGGAAGGUUGAAGAACUGGCUAUCCAAACUCAAAAACAAAGAGAAGAAAUGGUGGGUUUUAUGGAAAAGAACAAACAAAAGCAGAACGAACUGGAACUCAUGACUGACAAGAUUGAAAGAGAGAAACAAGACAUCGAAGACAGUCGGGAUGUGCUAACAAAGGAGAGAGAGGAGCUGGAACAAAUGAGGAGUGAGAUACAGCAACAGAGAGAGGAGACAGAAUCUCACAUGGAAGACCAAAGGAAAGAGAAAGAACAUUUGGAACAAAUGACGACGGACAUGAAAAAACAGUUGCUAGAGGUGGACAAUGACAAGGAAAUUAUACAAAGCUCAAUGGGUGAACUGAGAGUGAAAGAGGCAGAAAUGGUGAGAGAAAAAGACAACAUGGAUAACAAGAUGGCUAGGCUCAAAGAGGAAGAGGAUAGAAUGCGGGAAGAAAUAGGAAGGAAGAUGGACAUCUUAAAGCAGGAAAGUUGUGAAAUCAAAAGACUUAGAGAUGAAAUUGACAGUGAAAAGGACCAGCUGAAUGCAAAAUUGCUUGAGUUGGAAAAAAUGCGUGAAGAACAAGAUAGAGAGAAGAAGGAAGUGAAAGACAGGAAGGAUGAAACACUGAAAGAGAAAGAUCAGUUGGAAGAGAGGCGAGGUAAGAUAAGUAAGGAGAAAGAGGAAUUGGAUAUCAGUCUUGAACUGAUGAAAAGACAAAGGGAAGACUUGACGAGCUUGAAGGCUGAAGCAGAAGUACAGACCGAACCUAUGGAAACAGACUGGAAGGAAAAGCUCACGAUGGAAAGACAACAACUUGAAGAUGUAAAGGAGGAGAUACAGAAGGAAAAAGAAACCUUUGAGAGAAAGAAGGGAUUGACCAUGAAAGAAAGAGAUGAGUUUGAUCUGAUGAAGUCUGAAACCCAGGGACAAUUGGAGGAAAUAGAACAAAACAAACAAGACAUUCGUGUGGAGAAGGAAAAGCUGGAUCAGAUCAAAGCUGAGUUAGAAAGACGGUCUGAAGACAUCAAUCAUGUCAUGGAUGAGACAAGACGGGAGAGGGGGAAGGUUGAAGAACUGGCUAUCCAAACUCAAAAACAAAGAGAAGACAUGGUGGGUUUUAUGGAAAAGAACAAACAAAAGCAGAACGAACUGGAACUCAUGAAUGACAAGAUUGAAAGAGAGAAACAAGACAUCGAAGACAGUCGGGAUGUGCUAACAAAGGAGAGAGUGGAGCUGGAACAAAUGAGGAGUGAGAUACAGCAACAGAGAGAGGAGACAGAAUCUCACAUGGAAGACCAAAGGAAAGAGAAAGAGCAUUUGGAACAAAUGACGACGGACAUGAAAAAACAGUUGCUAGAGGUGGACAAUGACAAGGAAAUGAUACAAAGUUCAAUGGGUGAACUGAGAGUGAAAGAGGCAGAAAUGGUGAGAGAAAAAGACAACAUGGAUAACAAGAUGGCUAGGCUCAAUGAGGAAGAGGAUAGAAAGCGGGAAGAAAUAGGAAGGAAAAUGGACAUCUUAAAGCAGGAAAGUUGUGAAAUCACAAGACUUAGAGAUGAAAUUGACAGUGAAAAGGACCAGCUGAAUGCAAAAUUGCUUGAGUUGGAAAAAAUGCGUGAAGAACUAGAUAGACAGAAGAAGGAAGUGAAAGACAGGAAGGAUGAAACACUGAAAGAGAAAGAUCAGUUGGAAGAGAGGCGAGGUAAGAUAAGUAAGGAGAAAGAGGAAUUGGAUAUCAGUCUUGAACUGAUGAAAAGACAAAGGGAAGACUUGACGAGCUUGAAGGCUGAAGCAGAAGUACAGACCGAACCUAUGGAAACAGACUGGAAGGAAAAGCUCACGAGGGAAAGACAACAACUUCAAGAUGUAAAGGAGGAGAUACAGAAGGAAAAAGAAACCUUUGAGAGAAAGAAGGGAUUGACCAUGAAAGAAAGAGAUGAGUUUGAUCUGAUGAAGUCUGAAACCCAGGGACAAUUGGAGGAAAUAGAACAAAACAAACAAGACAUUCGUGUGGAGAAGGAAAAGCUGGAUCAGAUCAAAGCUGAGUUAGAAAGACGGUCUGAAGACAUCAAUCAUGCUCAUGGAUGAGACAAGACGGGAGAGGGGGAAGGUUGAAGAACUGGCUAUCCAAACUCAAAAACAAAGAGAAGACAUGGUGGGUUUUAUGGAAAAGAACAAACAAAAGCAGAACGAACUGGAACUCAUGAAUGACAAGAUUGAAAGAGAGAAACAAGACAUCGAAGACAGUCGGGAUGUGCUAACAAAGGAGAGAGUGGAGCUGGAACAAAUGAGGAGUGAGAUACAGCAACAGAGAGAGGAGACAGAAUCUCACAUGGAAGACCAAA
Oncorhynchus mykiss (rainbow trout) is the source of this 21860-nucleotide messenger RNA. RefSeq lists its product as uncharacterized. The record is from RefSeq and is a predicted model, not a curated record. NCBI's taxonomy places the organism in Eukaryota, Metazoa, Chordata, Actinopteri, Salmoniformes, Salmonidae. Gene Ontology annotation, biological process: tachykinin receptor signaling pathway; regulation of apoptotic process.